CUCGGGACAAGAAUUGCAUCAUCCAUUUCGCCGCCGCAUUCUUCAUCGUCUUGUUCAACUAACUGCGGGGCGCGCGCAUCCAUUUCUAAGCAUCCAUCUACUUCAACAUCCACCAUCUCAAACACCUCACCUGCUUUUCUCUUCUCCCACAUCCGCAUCUACACACCAUCUGCAGAAAUAAACAACACCGCCACGAUUAAUUUCCUCCGCUCCCUGAUCCCCCGCGCCCCCAGCCCAAAUACAAUCAUGGCGACCAAGACUAAAGUCCAAUCCAUCAUCGACGAGAACCCCGUCGCCGUCUUCAGCAAAUCCUACUGCCCCUACUGCAGGUCGGCUAAACAGCUCCUGAGUGACAGCGGCGCAAAGUUUUAUGCCAUCGAGUUGGACCAGAUUGACGACGGAUCCGCGAUUCAAUCCACGCUCCGCGACAUGACGGGCCAGGGCACCGUGCCCAACAUCUUCAUCGGGAAAAAGCACGUCGGCGGCAACUCUGAGCUGCAGGGCAAGAAGAAGGAAUUGCCAGCCCUGCUCAAGGAUGCUGGUGCUGUUUGA
Molecule: messenger RNA, 552 nt
Organism: Periconia digitata
Lineage: Eukaryota; Fungi; Ascomycota; Dothideomycetes; Pleosporales; Periconiaceae
Source: the annotation of a GenBank genome assembly